CGAUCGUUUAUCUCACAAAUGUUUUUACCUGUUUCGAUCAUUUUUUCUGAUUUCAGAAAAGUAGUUCCGCCAAUAUAUCAAAGAUCAAAUUAUAUUAUAAACAUAAUAUAUUAUCAUUGAGUCGGGUGGAACGAUCUUCCCGUGUUGAUCAUCUCAAAAUAUUGUUCUGCUUUCGUUGCAUUUUUUUUAUCGUUUGUGCUGGUGUUUUUGUGUUUUUAUUUUUGUUGUUGCUUAAGCUGGGAGUUUCCCACACCCACAUACACGCAUACACGCAUACACGCAUACUUGCACACGCAACACUGUUGCGUGUCGUCACGCAGAAACAACAAGUUUUUGUGCAUGUUCCGGUUGCGCGCGUCGCUGCAAGCACUAGACUCUGCAGAGUUUUGUUUUUGUAUUGUUUAUUGUGAAAUUGUGCAGAUCGGGAAAAAGGAGCGGAGCAGAGUUGUCCGUGAAUGUUGUUACUAAGUUUUGGAUUGUCUGCAGCACUGCCUCGCCGCUCUUCCCCUAAGAAGCUCAACCAGCUUCCAGCUAACGGAUAUCGGACCCAAGACACGCCAGCUGUAUAGGUUCUGGAAAUUGCGGUGCAUAGACAACGGAAAUAAAUAACAUAACAUACAUAUAUGUAAAUGUGUGUGUGUAUAAACCUGCAGCAUACCUAAAUAGGUACACAGAGACACGCGAAUAUGACUGUCAAAUUAACGAAGCUAUUUGGAGGCGUGGGUCUAGUGGGAACUGGCUCCGAAAGCGUCAUGGAUGGCAGCCAUCAGCCCGUGACACACACGCAAGCUGCACCGCUGCAAGAGCUACAGCAGCAGCAGCAGCAGCAGAAGAUGGAUGCGGGGUCUAUGCCGAAAACGAAUGCAAAUAUGAAGAAUCUCAAGUACUACAAUCACCUGCAGGCCACUUAUGACUGCCACGAACUGAUGCUGAACGAGGAGGACGAUCGGGAUGACUACGAGGAUAGCAUGUCGCUGAGCUCCGGCUGCAUGCAGCGCCAUCAUCCGUGCAACAACUCGCAGCGGCCACUGCUGGGGGAGCGUCGUCCCCAGCUGACCCUCAUGCCUGUGGGUCAGAAGAAGGCGGUGGGCAAGCCUUUCCGGCAGCACGGCAGUCUUCCCCCACUGCCACCGCUGCCGCAGCAGAAAAACCACGCGACCGCCGCUUACAUCUCGCCCUAUGUGCAUCAGCAGAAGCGCGACAGCGCCAAGGGACUGCACGGCUUCAACGACUUCGACGCCCUGUCGCAGCAGUACAACCAGCAUCUGCAGAGCCCACACAUCGGCUAUCCCUAUGGAAGUCCGCCCUCGCCCACCGCCCACUCUCGGCUUUCGCGCGACUUUUGCAUCGACCGCCAGCCGGCACAGGCCGCGUCCAGCAACUCUUCCAACUGCAGCAGUUCGCUGACCACCUCCAGCUCGUUGCCGACCACAGUCCAUGCCUCCCGGUUCGAGGAUGACUUCUGCAUGCGUCGACCGGCUGAUAAGUCGCCCCCCACAGCAGCGACCAGCUGCGCCUCGGGUCCCUUCAUCUUCGGCAUCUCGCCCGAACAGCAGCUCACGGACUACGGUUGCACCUCAGCCACCCCGACAUCCUCGAGAAACGCCCUCCAGCCUGUGAUAGCUCCGUUCAGAAAGGAACACAAGCCUUUGAAACCAUCUGUGGGCGAUGCCUGCACUGACAGCAGUGGCAAAGGAUCCAAAUUCCUAUUACGGAAACGCAAAUCGAAGAAGACAGCCUCGAAAACGGCCUCAAACGGUGCCAACAAUGCUGGCACUGCAGCGCAGCAGCCGUCGAUUAAGUGCGUGCUCGUCGGAGACGGAGCUGUGGGCAAAACCAACUUGAUAUUAUCAUAUCUGGAGAACCGAUUUAAUCCGGAGCACAUACCGACAGCCUCUGAUAUUUAUAAUGCCGAUGUCAAUGUGAACGAGAGUCCGGUGCAUUUGACACUCUGUGAUACUGCCGGCCAGGACACAUUGGAUCCGUUGAGCGAGCUCUGCUACCCCGACAGCGAUGUCUUUCUGCUGUGCUUUUCGGUGGUCAAGCCGGAGACAUUUCGGGCCAUACGCUCGAAGUGGGCACCGAAGUUCGAGAGGGCCAAGGCCGCCUUGAUUCUUGUGGGAACCCAGGCCGAUUUACGCGGCAAUCUGAAUGUUCAGAAUAAGCUUCAGACAAACGGCGAGAUGGCAAUUUCAUAUGCAGACGCCUGGGAUUUGGCAACAGCAAUUGGCGCAAAAUACAUUGAGACUUCGUCAGUCACACAGGAAAAAGUCAAGGAUGUGUUCGAUGCGGCCAUUUGGGAGGGUCUUGUGCCCACAAAGCUGCCGCCCACUCCCUCCUUCUGGCGAAAAUUGUUCUGUUUGGCCUAGAAAUCUGGAAUUGCAUCAAUUAAUAAACAAUUGAUUUUCGUUUAGCAGUGCUCUCAAUAUUUUGCAUGCCGCACACAGACUGAUCUACAAAUAAAAUAAAUACAUAUCAAACAUAAUGGAAGAAGGAGUUCGGUCGCCGCAAACUCAUAGACUAAGGACGAGUAUUUUGAAAAGAGCCUUAACAGUGUACCAAUAACCAGGACACUCCUUUUUUUUCCUUAAUUUUAAUUGUAGUUGUUAGUCCAGAAAGUACUGCUUGUAUCAUCCACAUCCAUUCCAUCCACUUAAGCCUACGAAAUGUAAGAAUAAAACACAAUUGUCGCAUUAAACGUG
Drosophila guanche is the source of this 2702-nucleotide messenger RNA. RefSeq lists its product as uncharacterized. The record is from RefSeq and is a predicted model, not a curated record. The transcript has 7 exons. Gene Ontology annotation, biological process: small GTPase-mediated signal transduction. Bases 687 to 2369 code for a protein of 560 amino acids. Lineage: Eukaryota; Metazoa; Arthropoda; Insecta; Diptera; Drosophilidae. Gene Ontology annotation, molecular function: GTP binding; GTPase activity.